This is a messenger RNA of Anolis sagrei ordinatus, 1363 nucleotides long. RefSeq names its product SH3 domain containing GRB2 like 3, endophilin A3 (gene SH3GL3). Gene Ontology annotation, cellular component: glutamatergic synapse; presynapse; cytoplasm. Gene Ontology annotation, molecular function: protein binding. The record is from RefSeq and is a predicted model, not a curated record. NCBI's taxonomy places the organism in Eukaryota, Metazoa, Chordata, Lepidosauria, Squamata, Anolidae. Gene Ontology annotation, biological process: endocytosis; synaptic vesicle uncoating.
GAGGGCAGGCGUGGAGCGUGUUCGGAAGGCAGUGGUCCUUCCAGCUGAGCUGCUUUCUCUCUUGGAGCCUGGCCUUGGCACAGCAUCCAAUCCUCCUCUGGACCUGGGUUUAGCCAUUAUUAACCCUUUGUUUCUGUUGGCUGGAAAACUCAGAUUGCGCCCUGGGGGGAAAGCUGGCAUGUCGGUGGCAGGGCUCAAGAAGCAGUUCCAUAAGGCCAGCCAGCUAUUCAGUGAGAAGAUCAGUGGAGCCGAAGGAACCAAACUAGAUGAUGAUUUUCAAGAGAUGGAAAGGAAAAUCGAUGUCACAAGCAAAGCUGUGGCAGAGCUUCUCUCAAAGUCGACUGAAUACCUCCAACCCAAUCCAGCCUACAGAGCCAAACUGGGUAUGUUGAAUACAGUGUCCAAGAUUCGAGGACAAGUGAAAACCACUGGCUAUCCACAGACAGAAGGCCUCCUGGGAGACUCCAUGCUCAGAUAUGGGCGAGAACUUGGAGAUGAGUCUACUUUCGGCUCUGCACUUAUCGAUGUGGGGGAAAGCAUGAAGCAAAUGGCUGAAGUGAAAGACUCUUUGGACAUCAACGUCAAGCAGAACUUCAUUGAUCCUCUACAGCUGUUGCAAGACAAAGAUUUAAAGGAGAUUGGACACCAUCUGAAGAAGCUCGAAGGACGGCGCUUAGAUUACGAUUACAAAAAGAAACGUCUUGGGAAGAUACCAAACGAGGAGGUCAGGCAAGCUGUAGAAAAGUUUGAAGAGUCCAGAGAGUUGGCAGAACGGAGCAUGUUCAACUUUUUAGAAAACGACAUAGAGCAAGUGAGCCAAUUGCUCGUCUUCGUAGAAGCUGCACUCGACUAUCACAAGCAGUCCACGGAUAUUUUAGACUACUUGCAAAGCAAGCUACAAGACAGGAUAAAUGUAGCAUCGAGUCGCCCAAGACGGGAAUUCAAACCAAAGCCAAUAAGAAGAAGGCCACUGGAAGUACGCAGCAACCAGCAACACAAUGGGAUCUCAUUCAUCCCAUUCAUAAAGUCAUCAGGUUCUUCGUUGCACAUGGACCAGCCUUGCUGCCAAGCGUUGUAUGACUUUGAGGCGGAAAAUGAAGGGGAACUUGGCUUUAAAGAAGGGGACAUCAUCACAUUGACGAAUCAGAUUGAUGACAACUGGUACGAAGGAAUGUUACGCGGUGAAUCGGGCUUCUUCCCCAUCAGUUAUGUGGAAAUUGUGGUGCCCUUGCCGCAGUGAGUAUUUUCUGGCACGUUUUGUGACUCGGCCCUGUCUUCGCUUGGAGUGAUCUUUUACAACGUGUGGCAUUCUGUGAAAGCCUCGCUUCUUUCAAAUGACUUUUUUUUAUAAACGUGUAUUUAU